GCAUCCACUCCCCAAUUUUCAUUCUAAAGGCAUCACUCCACGUGUGCAGACGAAUUGUCGCUCCAAAAAUAAGUGAUAAAUUAUUAUUUAUUGAUAAGUAAAUAAAAAUAAUUGUGAAAAUGGUGUUAGAUUUAGAUUUAUUCCGUGAUGAUAAAGGUUUUAAUCCAGAAAAAAUAAUAGAAAAUCAACGAAAAAGAUUUAAAGAUGUUGGGCUUGUAACAGUAGUCAUUGAAAAAGAUAAAUAUUGGCGUCAGUUGAGGCAUCGUGCGGACAAUUUAAAUAAAUUAAAAAAUUUAUGUAGUAAAGAGAUUGGUGAGAAAAUGAAAAAAAAGGAACCAGUUGGUGAUAGUGAUGUUAUACCGGAUGAUGUAGCAAACAAUUUGGAUGGCGUCACCUCAGAUAGCCUCAAAGCAUUGACAGUAACACAAAUAAAAAAAAUCCGUGCACUUAUUGAUGAUGAAAUAGAAAAGAAUAAUCAAGAAUUAAUUAAAACCGAAGCUGAAAGAAACUCGGCUUUGAGAGAAGUUGGAAACCAUUUGGAUCCUUCUGUUCCUGUCAGCAAUGAUGAAGAAGAAAAUAAGGUGGAAAGAACAUUUGGCGAUUGUACACAACGAAAACAAUAUUCUCAUGUAGAUUUAAUUCAUAUGAUUGACGGAAUGGAUGGAGAACGAGGAAUAGCUGUCGCAGGAGGACGUGGAUAUUUUUUGAAAGGUGCUGCAGUGUUUUUGGAGCAUGCAUUGAUUCAAUUUGCACUUAGGAAAUUAUUUAAAAAAAACUAUCAACCUCUGUACACUCCGUUUUUCAUGAAAAAAGAUGCUAUGCAGGAAGUAGCACAGCUGGCACAAUUUGAUGAAGAGUUGUAUAAAGUAAUUGGCAAAGGAGCUGACAAGGAUGAUAAAGAAUCUGAUGAAAAAUAUUUAAUUGCAACUUCAGAACAACCGAUUGCUGCUUUUCAUCGUAAUGAAUGGAUUCCUGAAGCUUCAUUGCCAAUUAAGUACGCUGGACUUUCAACAUGUUUCCGACAAGAAGUAGGUUCACAUGGUAGAGAUACCCGUGGUAUUUUUCGAGUACAUCAAUUUGAAAAAGUUGAACAAUUUUGUUUAACAUCGCCACAUGAUAAUAAAUCCUGGGAAAUGAUGGAAGAGAUGAUCAAGAAUGCUGAAGAAUUUUACCAAGAGUUGAAUAUUCCUUAUCGAAUUGUAAAUAUUGUAUCAGGUGCUUUGAAUCAUGCUGCUGCUAAAAAAUUAGACCUUGAAGCUUGGUUCCCUGGAUCAGGAGCUUUUAGAGAACUUGUUUCAUGUAGUAACUGCCUGGAUUAUCAGGCCAGACGUUUAUUAGUAAGAUAUGGGCAAACAAAGAAAAUGAACGCAGCUGUGGAUUAUGUGCAUAUGUUAAAUGCAACCAUGUGUGCAACAACUCGUGUUAUAUGUGCAAUUUUAGAAGUAAAUCAAACAGAAACUGGUAUCAAUAUCCCAGAAGCCAUUUCUUCACUUAUGCCACCAGAGUUCCAACGUCAUAUUCCAUUUGUUAAACCUCCACCUAUUGUUGAGAGUGAAAUGAAAAAGCAAAAAAAACAAAAAGCAUAUGCGCUUGCGAAAAAUUCCCAGAUUAUCGAAACUGAAAAUAAUUAAUUUUUAUUAUUUAAUACAAAGCUAUUGUAUGCAUUUAGCUUACUCAUAUUUAUAAAGCAGCUUUGAUAAUGCUUUUUAUUUACAGAUAAUAAAAAAAUUUAAUAUAAAU
Chelonus insularis is the source of this 1740-nucleotide messenger RNA. It is a transcript of the gene SerRS, whose product is annotated as Seryl-tRNA synthetase. Gene Ontology annotation, cellular component: cytosol. Gene Ontology annotation, molecular function: tRNA binding; serine-tRNA ligase activity; ATP binding. The record is from RefSeq and is a predicted model, not a curated record. Gene Ontology annotation, biological process: seryl-tRNA aminoacylation. NCBI's taxonomy places the organism in Eukaryota, Metazoa, Arthropoda, Insecta, Hymenoptera, Braconidae. The coding region runs from base 120 to 1631 and encodes 503 amino acids. The transcript has 3 exons.